Etheostoma cragini (Arkansas darter) is the source of this 1587-nucleotide messenger RNA. It is a transcript of the gene vsig8b, whose product is annotated as V-set and immunoglobulin domain containing 8b. Lineage: Eukaryota; Metazoa; Chordata; Actinopteri; Perciformes; Percidae. Bases 189 to 1298 code for a protein of 369 amino acids. The record is from RefSeq and is a predicted model, not a curated record. The transcript is spliced from 8 exons.
AGAUUUAAAAAUAUGAAUGUUCCUAGGAGUGGCCAACACACACACUAUGGACAGAGAGGGUGUGGCCAUACAUAUCUGCUACUGAGUUUCACCUGAGAACCAAAUAACCAGCUCCACCAGAACUGGAGCACCGCUAGGCCUCCAAGGACACACUUUUACUUUGGAUUAUACCUCCACUUAGGGUUAGAAUGGGUCCUGUAGUCACAAGUGUGAGGCUUAACGUGGCCGUGCUGUUUCUGCUUACAAUGUGGCUGAAGACAGAUGUGACGGAGGCGAUGGUGGUGACGUCCACGGAACCACAGACCAUUCAAAAGGCCCAGGGGGAGACAGUGCAACUGGGAUGCACCUUCACCCCCGGCUCCGAAGACACAGGAGAGCUGGACAUUGAGUGGUACAACGUCAACCCAGACAUGACACAGAAAGACAACCUGAUCUUAUCAUAUACAGGAGGCCAGACCCACUACUACUCCGCCGCGAUCACCAUGUCUCAAAGGCUCAAGUUCCUCGCGGAUCCAAAGCUGGGAGACGCUUCCAUCUCACUCUCUGAUGUGAAGCCCUCAGACACAGCCACCUACCAGUGCAAAGUCAAGAAGGCACCGGGUGUUGACAUGAGAAAAAUCACCCUGGUGGUGAUGGUUCCUCCGUCAACACCAAAGUGUUGGGUUGAAGGCGGAGAGGAAAAAGGUGGCCCAGUCUCCCUCCGCUGUAAAUCUUCUCAGGGAUCCACUCCUGUCAGUUACACGUGGAGCAGAGAAAGCGGAGGUGCAAUACCAGCCACUGCAACCCAAGACCCACAGACUGGAGAGCUGUUAAUAAAGAACCAUACAGACGGAAACAUUGGAACUUACGUGUGUGUGGCGAAAAAUACUGUGGGCCAAGGACAGUGUAAAUAUGCACUGAAUGCAUACAACCCUACCAAUAAGGUGGGUGUCAUAGUUGGGGCAGUGAUAGGUGCUCUCUUGCUGCUGCUCCUCCUCCUGCUUCUCAUCUGGCUGCUGGUCUGCUGCUGCCACAAGCGUCGUUACGAGAAAGAGGUUGCAAAUGAAAUAAGGGAGGACGUCAAGGCUCCGGAGAGCAGACCCUCCAGCAGAAACUCCAGUUUCCGCUCGGUGAUGGCGUACCGCACCCACCCUGGGGUGCACUACAGUUCCGUGAGGAACCACCAUCCCAGUAUCCGAGAAGCAGGCGGCAGUGCCGGCAUCUACACAGGCGAGAGUAACGGCACGUCGCAGCCAACUACUGCAGGGGAACGCCUUCCCUCUCUCAAUUACGAUCAUCGAUACGGAUACGCUGUGUAACUGCAAUCCAAAUGCCUCAUUGACUUCUUUUUUCUUUAGUAUGAAACUUUGCCUUCUGAAAAAAGGAGCAUUUACUUUAAAUGUAAAACAUUUUGUAAAGAAUUCUAUGUGAAGUAUGUAUAUUAUAAAUGGUGCAAGACAUUGUAUUUAACUGGAGACUAAUGGGACUCAUAAAAUCUUACCUCCGCACUUGGACAAACAAAAAUGUACUGGUUGACUUUCAUAAUGCAUAAUGAAUAGGUUCUCUUUGUUAUACAGAUUUUUCUAAAACUGUGUGUAAAAUGUAUAU